Anguilla rostrata (American eel) is the source of this 3165-nucleotide messenger RNA. RefSeq names its product aquaporin-11-like. The record is from RefSeq and is a predicted model, not a curated record. The transcript has 3 exons. Gene Ontology annotation, molecular function: channel activity. Gene Ontology annotation, biological process: transmembrane transport. The coding region runs from base 228 to 1049 and encodes 273 amino acids. NCBI's taxonomy places the organism in Eukaryota, Metazoa, Chordata, Actinopteri, Anguilliformes, Anguillidae. Gene Ontology annotation, cellular component: cytoplasm; membrane.
CAUGCACUUUUUUUCUCUCCUCACGAGUUGUGCGUGGAACAACUCGUGCAGAGCUAGCCAAGAGUCUUCUAGCACCAGGAAAGAUCCCUGACCUCUGAUCAGUAUCGCCACUGAAAGCUUGGACUUUAGCACGUAUGAAAGGGGGUUUGUGGACGCAGAGCUGUAAAGGAAAGCGCCUAAAAUAGAGAGACGAGCUCGAACAGAAGAGUUUUAACCACUGCGCUGGGAUGGAAUAUCUAGCCAUUUCUGUAUUAUUGUUGCUGAUCAUUGUGCUUUUAAGCGAGGCAGCAAGGAGGACAACUUUGAAAUUCUUCGCCCGGAAAGAUUAUGCCGUCUAUCUGCUUGAAAUAAUUUCAACAUUUCAGCUAUGUGCCUGCACACAUGAACUCAAACUCCUCGGCGAAGUGGGCCAAAUUGAGCCACAGAUAGGAUUGACUCUAACGUACACAACUACGGUGGUCCACGCGCUAACAUUUCGUGGAGCUCUUUGCAAUCCAUCCGGUGCCCUCGAGCACAUUUACCGUGGAAACCUCACCGGCAAGAGAGCUUUGGCACGGAUCGCUUGCCAAUUUAUUGCGGCAGUGCUUGCACGUUUGGUGAUAUUAGAAGUCUGGGCUCUGGAGCUCUCCGACUUGCACCUCAAGCACAAAUCACUGGGAUUUAAAUGCACAAGUCCAAUUCACACUGUCCUACUGAAAGCAGUUGCUGUGGAAUUGGCUUGCGCGUUCGCAGUGCAAACAGCUGUCACUCACUUGAACCGACUGGACGAAAAAUACAGAGCUCUUUUCAUUGCCGCUGUGGUCACAUUCUUAGUUUAUGCAGGAGGCAGUUUUACUGGAGCCGUGUUCAAUCCAGUUCUGGCGUUCUCCAUCCAGUUCCCCUGUAGCGGGAACACAUUUCUGGAGUAUUCCCUUGUGUACGGCGUGGGACCCGUUUUGGGUGUUGCCUUCUCCGUGCUGCUCUUUGACAAAAUCAUCCCACUGUUGUCUGGGAAAAGUACAUAUGAGAGGGGUGCAGACAUUGCUGGCAUCAAGGAUAAGAUGGCAUGAAAGCUGUAUUACUUCCAGCACUCAAGCAGUGCUUUGGAGCUGGUGCAUUCACGAGUCAAUGCUGUUCUAUUUUGACCCUUUGCCAACAAUGUGUUAAGUUCUUAGGCGCCUCAUGGACUUGACUUGUAACUCCCUCACUCACUGUUAGCCGGCUGAAGAUUCUCGAGAAGGGGGAGCUAUUAACCCUCACGUUGCUUCGCAUCAACGACACUGCGUGCCCUUAUAUGUUGAUAAAAUGUUGGUAGAAUGUUAUGUCAUCUGAGAAUAAUAAUGCUGUGUAGUAGCUGUGAAACACUUGAAACACCGUUGAAGGACUGAAGGGCAAUACUUACAUGAGCACUAUGUUUACAUGUCUGGCAGCCCAGAUGUAUCUUUAUUAUGUUCAGUCCCACAGAACAAAGUUUCAAAGGCCUGUCAGUGACAAGUUUUAACAGGGGGGAGCGUUCUCAUCUUCUGUAGUAGGAGGUAAAUUGUGCUGGACCAAUAACUUACAUACAAUAACACUGAAACUAGUGUCCAGUUAACUAAUGUGGCCUGUUCCAAUAGAAGGAAAUGACUACCUGACCAAGUCAUAUGUCAGAGGAAUGUAUUUAUUUUAUUUUUUGAAAGAUAUGGAGAAAAGUACCUUAUGCCAAACAGUCACUUUGAAAAAGAGUUUAAAUAUUUACAAAAUAUUUUGUAUACUUUACAGGAAUGUGCUCAGAUGCAUUUAUGCCAUUUAAUUUUUACUGUAGGCAGCAACUUCAAAUAUCCAUUUUAUUCUCUGCUCAACAUGGUGCAUGGCAUUUCAUUCCCAAUUGCACACAGAUCAACACAGACAAAGCAAUAAUGAAAUGCUCACAUGCCUUCUUACUCUGCAGUUCAUAAUCUUGGUUCCAAUUCAUUUUUGUGACUCUACAGUUAUUUCCAUUAGUGUCACGUUUUAGAUUUUGAGUUUUUAUGAGAAACAGUUUGGACUGAUUAUCAAGCGGUAUGUUUUUGGAGCAAAUUGACCCUUUUUACAUAAUCUGUAAUUAGUUACUUGUAAAGGGGGAAAAGUCCCAUCUUCUCUCAAAAUUGCUGACGCCACUUCUAAAAGAUUGUCGUGGAGAUUUAAUCUGUUAAAUUGAGCCAUAAAAAAUGGAAAAAAUUUGGACCAACACCCUUCCUUCAGAGUACAGUUGUCCUCCUUAGUACAAAUGACAUCAGCUUGACUACAAAAACAGCAUUGUAGUCAUAAAUAUAUACCUUUAGGAAAGGGCAGGGCAGUAGAACAGGAUCUGCAAAAGCACGAAGGCCUAUGAGAAAAUAAGACAUUAUGAUGGAUAGGAACAUGGCAUCCAGCUGAAUCCCAGUUACCAUCACAGGUGGAUUUGAGUAACUCAUUAUUUCAAACAAUCUUGUGGAUACAAAUGUUUUAUUAUACAACAGAUUUUAUACAAGGACUGAUGGAAUUAUUCUCUACACAUGUAAGGGACACGCAAAGGUAACACACAUGUAAAGUACAAUGGAACUUUGAGCCCAAGGACAAAGAAUUAGCUGGUGAAUGUCAGAUACGAGCUACAAAUAAACUAAACUGAUUCAGUGCCUUGACAGGGAUUACGGUCAAAAAAGUCAUUCUUCAGCUUCCCCUCAUCAAGUGCUUCAGUAGACUGGAAAUAGGAAAACUCUCUGCAAUCUGCAACAUCACAGCCAGAAACAAAACAAAUAAACAUGCUUGUGUCUGCUCCUUUUCACAAUUUCAUCAGGGCAUAAAGUUUACUUCCCACGCUGGUUAGGUUUUGGUUGUUUCAAGCACACAACGUCAGCAAUCUCACAAAGACACAUUUUGUGGACCGUUUAUAGACUAAAUAUUAAUGUCUAAAUGAUCAUUGUACAGAACUACUCAUAACCUUAUUUCAUCCAAGAAUUUGUAGGUGUACUGUAUCACCAUAUUGACAAGCAAGGAAUGCUAGCCUGGCUCGAUUCUGUGAGUAUGACCCCAGUGUCAAUGUGGCCUGAACCAGAUAAGUAGAUAACUGAAACAAGAGCAAAUGAACACAUAAAAAUUCAAACAGCUGCGUUGUCAUCACACCCAUGUGAUAAAAUGUUUAGCACUCUGUGAGAAAUUCAUUAAAUGGGUGGCGAAAUUUCAGUC